Messenger RNA from Vitrella brassicaformis, 2338 nucleotides. NCBI's taxonomy places the organism in Eukaryota, Vitrellaceae. The record is from the annotation of a GenBank genome assembly.
UCUGUCGUGUGCCAUGCGAGCGUGGGAGCACAUGUGUGCGCCAGUGCAGUGCGUGGGCAGAUCUAUUUGACCCCUCGCUGCAUCGAUGCAGCGAUCCAUACGUGGCAUUCGUUCAGCCAAUAGUGUGUGUGUGCUGGUCGGUCAAAAUAUAUGUGAAGAUCGCUCCCCCCGCCCCAUGUAGCAACUCACUCAGCAAGUCAGUCCGUCUAUCUGCCAUCCAUCCAUCGCACUCGUGUCUGUCUCCCUUACUCGGUGCAUUCACUCACGCACGACUAUCUAUUUAUCUUGAAUUUGGACGGACGAUUUGUAGAAAAUAAUGACACACACAGAUACAUACGGCAUCCAUCCCGUCACUCAUACGUACGCGGUGUCCAUACGGCUCGUCUGUCUGGGACUCCAUUGGCAGACCACAUUGACCGAUUGGCUAGGCCUCCUCCACACCCGAUGCUGCUGCGUCUUGUGGCCCAGCAUCGCCUUUCUCUUCAGCUCCAUUGGUGUCGGCCGCUGGCUGGCCCUCACCCGCCCCCUCGGCCGCCUCACCCUCCUCUCGAAUCUCACCCACCUGCAUGGAUGGCACACCGACAGGGCAGACAUACAGACAGGCAGACAGACAGUCCAUAUCGCUUGCCUGCUGAUGUGUGUGCGUGUGUGGGGGUUGUCUGUGCCCCCCCUCCCGCCCUCCCCUUACCGGCUGAGCAUUUUCUGGUGCUUCCUCCUCCUCUGCAGGGGCCUCCUCGGCCGACUCCACAGCAACUUCCCCCUCGCCCUCGCCCUCAGCAGCUCCGGCCUCCCCAGCCUCGCCGCCGUCAUGGUCCUCUUCCACAGCACCGCCGGCCUCUCCCUCCUCGUCUGCAGCCACAGACGCCUCGCGCUCCUCCUCUCCCACAGCCUCAGCAGCCUCGCCCUCGCCCUCGGCUGACGACGCCGCGUCUUCGGCUCCUUCUGGGAGCUGCUGCUGGGGCUGCUCUGCGGGAACCUCGCCCUCCUGUGGCUCGGCCGGUGCGGCUGUGACGGUGGCUGGCGGCUCGCCCUGGUCCGCGACCUUCUCCUGUUGGAGCUGCUGGUAGUACUCCUGGAUGGUGACCUUGUAAUUUUGAUUGGCGGUGCGCUCGGAGAGGGUGUAUCUGAUGGGCACACACACGGACAGCAAUUGCUGGGCGGCUGUUAGGUGCGUGUGGUCCAUAGAUCCGCCAGUGAGUGAUGUCUGUGUGUACCGACCUGUUGUACCAGGCGCCUUUGUAGAAUAGCCAUCGUGCCAGGUGUGGGCUGCCCUGGAAGGCCGCCACGUGGUGAGAUGUCAGCUCGCACUGCACAAAGACAGGACAGGAAGCCAAUACGUUGAUUCGUGCGUGUGUAUGUGUGUGUGUGUGUGUGUGUGUGGUUACGGGGUCGCAUAGGUUGAGGAUGCAGCCCUUGCUCACGUAGAGCUCAACAAUCUGACACACACACACACACACACACACACACCAGAACAGACACUCAGUCACUCCGGUGGCCAGCUGCCACUCUAUCUACCCACCGGCAGUCUCUUGCCCAUCACUGCGCGUGUCAGAGGCGUGUACCCAAACUGACGGACCAACACACACACACAAGACAGUGCAGUCAAGGUCACACUGGCAUCCAUCAUCCAUGCCAACCCCCUCCCACACACACACACACACACACACACACACGGACCUUGUCAGUAGCGUUGAGGUUGGCCCCCCUCUCGAGCAGCAGGUUGACGAUGUUGAUGUGGCCGUAGUAGGAGGCCUCGUGGAGGGGCGUCCUGUUCUCAAAGUCGGCCUUGUCCACCGUCGCACCCUUGUCUAGCAGGUACUUGCAGAUGUUCUCGUGACCCUUCCAACUCGCCUGCCAUAACGACGUCCGAUGGUACUACAACACACACACACACAUGUAUGGGGGGUGGGUCACCACGUCGUCUCUCUAAGUUACCGGCGGUUCAUCGAAGUCGAUUUCUGCCUGUUGUCUGACGAGUGUGUCGCACUCCUUCAGCUGGCCCAUCCGGGCGGCCGUCAGCAGCUUGCGGCUGUUCUCCUGCACACCGCACCACACACACACACACACACGCGCACAAGCAAACACCCCGGUGUCUUGUCUGAUGGCUCUGUGUUUUUCGGCGUGGGCCUGGAGGGGACCUCUUGGCCGCAUCGGUGCUGCCUUACCGUCAUGUUUUGGAGGCAGGGCGGUGGUCAAAUCGGACGAAACACGUUGGUUGAGGGCGUCGGUUGGGGCUCGGUCAAAGUCGCUUCAGAACGUCGUUUGCAGAGCUGGAUGGCUGUCUUCACUGAGAGUGUGGGAACGUUGGGGUGUGUGUGGGGAACUUUGUCUGCCCGAG